UGCACCCCAAACGCGUAGCUUGGUCCACGCUUCCCCACGAACUCACCGUUGCCGUACACCUGUGACGAUUCGAUAAAACGACCAGCGUUUCGAGAAAGAGAGAGAAAGACCCAAAGUUCUAGAGAGAGAAAGGGAGAGAGAGUGUGUGCGAGCGUGUGAGUGGGUUCGCGCGCGCGAGAUCUGAUCGGGAACAAGGUAAUCCAGCUUUCGAAACCCUACUCUGAAUCUGUCUCUCGUGAUUUUACGCUUCUGGUUAUUCGUUUCGGAGAAGGUUCUGAGCGAGCCCUAGGAAUUCUGGCGGUGGAAGGAAGCCCUAGGAGUUCUAGGGUUUUGUCUUGCCUUUGUUUUGUUUUUGUUUGUGUUUUUCCCCCUUUUUUGCGUGAUUCUUUGAUUUGUUGGUGUGUAAAACCCUAGGAUUUCGGGGAUUUGGGAUUGGUGUUAGGAUUAGGGUUUUGGAUGUAUGGCUUCGGGGCCUGUGGUUGGAGGAGAUGACGCGGCUAAAGAGAAACAGAGAUUUUCGGAGAGGAAGGUUUACACGAGGAGAGUGUUCAGAGGCCGUAAGAAAGACCCUAAUGCUGCGGACGAUUCUGCUUCCGCCCCUGAAAGUAGUAAAAUUGACAACGCUGCCGCCACUUCCACCGUCACGAAUGAGAACAGUAACAACAACAGCGCGGUGCAGAACAGCACCGCCGGGGAGGCCAAAAGCAAUAGUGAUAACGUUUCCACUCAGCCUCAGGCUCUGCAACAGGCUGUGCCAGAGGAUGGGAAUUUGGCUCAGCCACUAGUGGGUUCUAAAUUAGAGGAUGGGAAUUCGGCUCAGCCUCAAGUGGGUUCUAGAUUAGAGGAUGGGAAUUUGGCUCAGCUGCAAUUGGAGAAUCAGAAUAUGGUUCAGGUGCAAGUGGAUUCAGAAUUGGAGGAUGGGAAUACGACUCUGCCUCAAGUGGAGGAUCAGAAUAUGGCACAGAAGCAAGUAAGUCCAGUAUUGGAGGAUGGGAAUACUUCUCAGCCACAGUUGGAUGAUCAAAAUAUGGCACAGACGCAAGGGAGUUUAAGAUUGGAGGAUGGGAAUACAGUUCAGCCCCAGGUGAGUUCAGGGGCAGAGGAUGGGGAUACGACACAACCAAAUGUGAGUUUAAGGACUGGAGAUGAGAAUAUGGCUCAGCCACAAGUGAGUUCUAGAACUGGGGAUGAGAACAUGGCUCAGCCACAAGUGAGUUUAAGAACUGGGGACGAGAAUGUGGCUCAACCACAAGUGAGUUCAAGAUCAGAAGAUGGGAAUAUGUCUCAGCUGCAAGUGAGUUCAAAAUCAGAUGAUGGGAAUAUGUCUCAGAUGCAAGUGAGUUCAAGAUCAGAGGACGGGAAUAUGGCUCAGCUGCAAGUUAGUUCAAGAUCAGAGGAUGGGAAUAUGGCUCAGCUGCAAGUUAGUUCAAGAUCAGAGGAUGUGAAUAUGGCUCAGCCACAAGUCAGUUCACAAUUGGUAAAUAGAAAAUCCCCUCAGCCAGAAGUGAAUUCAAGAUUGGAGGAUGGGAAUUCACCUCAGCAGCAAGUGAAUUCAAGAUUGGAGGAUGGGGUUUUACCUCAGUCACAGAUGAAUUCAAUGUUGGAUGGGGAUACGGUUCAGCCUCAUGUAGUGUUGGUUUCUGAUGAUUCAUGCAUCCGGCAGCAGGAUGAACCUUCUAGCCUCCAUGUUCAGCAGGAGGAUGAUGGACCUUCAAGCCCCAGCCCUCAUAUGGAGGCAGUUCCUAGCACCCGACAUCUAACAUUGGUGAAUGGGGAUGUUGAGCGACGACAGAGGGAUCGAAUCAAGAUAAACUUGGCCUCAAAAUCAAAGCAGGAGAUGCGGGAGCUUCGGUGGAAGCUUGAAAAUGAGCUUGAUGUUGUGAGAAGUUUGGUUAAUAGGAUUGAAGUGAAGCAAAGGCAAGUUGGUGGAUAUGGCAACUCAAAUGUGCUAGUGGGUGGUGGGAUUGAUAAUGUGGGUGGAGCAAAGCGUGCUCACUCAGAGGUGGCUUCUGCUGGUGUUCCACGACAACUUGCCAGGCCUUUGCACCAGUUAAGUUUGUCAAUGUUGGAGAAUAGUCAAGGAAUCGGUGAAACUGUUGAGAAGGAGAAGAGAACACCUAAAGCAAACCAAUUUUAUCGUAACUCAGAGUUCUUGCUUGCAAAAGAUAAAUUUCCACCAGUGGAGAGUAACAAGAAGUCAAAAUUGAAUUGGAAGAAGCAAGGUGGGGGAGAAAUGGGACUUGGUUUUGGGAUGGGAUCUAAGCUUUUCAAAAGCUGUAGUUCACUGCUUGAAAAGUUGAUGAAACACAAGCAUGGUUGGGUGUUUAAUGCUCCUGUUGAUGUUGAGGGUCUUGGUUUGCAUGAUUAUUUUACUAUCAUUACUCAUCCAAUGGACUUGGGAACUGUGAAGUCAAGGCUGAAUAAGAAUUGGUACAAAUCACCAAAGGAAUUUGCUGAGGAUGUGAGACUCACUUUUCGUAAUGCCAUGACAUAUAAUCCAAAGGGACAAGAUGUUCAUGUAAUGGCAGAGCAGUUAUCAGAGAUGUUUGAGAACAGAUGGGUUAUAAUUGAGUCAGAGUACAAUCGGGAGACAAGAUAUGGCUUUGAUUAUGGGGCAGCUCCCCAUGCACCUUCGCCAUUGUCAAGAAGGGUUUCUGCUUUUACACCACCACCUCUUGAUAUGAGAAGGAUUUUGGAUAGAUCAGAAUCAUUGAUAAGGACUCAAAAACCCAUGAGCAUUACUCCAUCAAGUAGAACCCCAGCUCCAAAAAAGCCAAAGGCAAAAGAUCCUCAUAAAAGAGACAUGACGUUUGAUGAAAAGCAAAAACUAAGCACUAAUCUUCAGAGUUUACCUUCAGAAAAGCUUGAUGCUAUUGUACAAAUCAUCAAGAAGAGAAAUUCAGCACUUAAUCAACAUGAUGAUGAAAUUGAAGUGGACAUUGAUAGUGUGGAUGCUGAGACUCUCUGGGAGCUUGAUAGAUUUGUGACCAACUAUAAGAAAAGUUUGAGCAAAAAUAAGAGGAAGGCUGAACUUGCUCGAGCUAGAGCGGAAGCUUUGCAGCAGAAUGCCAUUCAGAAGAGCCAGGCACCAGCUAUGGUGGAGAUUCCAAAAGAAACACAAACAGAAGAAAGAAAUGUUCCCCAAUCGUUUCCUGUGCAAGGGGGUAAUCAAACAGAUAAUGGGAGUAGGUCAAGCAGUUCAAGCAGCUCCAGCAGUGAUUCUGGAUCUUCUUCGAGUGAUUCUGAUAGUGACAGUUCCUCAGCAUCUGGGUCUGAUGCAGGGUCGCAAGGGACCUGAAUAUGCCGUGUCAGAUCUCAGAUAUUUAGAGUAGAUAGUGUCGUGACGCUUGCCUAGUUUGGAUUUUUUGAAGCUUCCGGAUUAUGGAUUUUAAUUUUGACAGCUGAAUUAUAGAGGAAGCAUUCUGAAGGCCACCGGUGAGGUUACUGAUGCAGCGUGGGAUAUUUUUUCCCCAUUUGUUGGAAGUGGCCUUGUUGAAACACUAGACACGAUUUCUUGUAUAAUAUUUGGUAGAAUGUGAUGAUAGUUAGGUAGCUAGUUUUCCGUAGCAUGUGUACAUUGCUAACUACUGCUGCGCAUUGAGUUCCAUUGAUAACAUGUUCUUUAGUUUUGUGCUAGCAGGAUCUUGGUGCCAUACGAAGAUAAUAUGUAAUUCCUUGUUUAAAAUCUCAUUCCAUGUAUUUUACAAUUGUGAAAAUGCAAGGGAGAAUCUAAUCUUCACUUAUCUUUGUAUCUAAUGACUACCUCAGGUGGUUUCAAGUGAUGAGACCCUUCUUGACUUUCAAACUA
This is a messenger RNA of Cajanus cajan (pigeon pea), 3808 nucleotides long. RefSeq lists its product as uncharacterized. Lineage: Eukaryota; Viridiplantae; Streptophyta; Magnoliopsida; Fabales; Fabaceae. The record is from RefSeq and is a predicted model, not a curated record. Gene Ontology annotation, molecular function: protein binding.